AUGGAGGCAGACUCGUUGGAUAAUGAUAUGAGAGGGUGGAUUAUGGCUAUUAUCAGUGGAAUAGCAUGUGUUAUGGGUAGUUGCAUAAUAUGCAUAGAUCUAUUGAUUAGAUAUAUCCCCAGCAAGAAGAAUUUCAGGAUACAAGAUAACAAUGCUUUCCUAGCUGCGUCUCUAAGUUUGAGUUUUGGUGUAAUGAUAUUCUCUUCGUUAUAUAGUAUGCUCCCAUCAUCGAAAAAAUAUCUAAUGGAGGGUGGUUAUACAGCUCAAGCUGCUGCAUGGACUCUUUUGGCUUGUUUCGCUGCAGGAUUUAUUGGCAUACAAAUUGUUUCGAGGCUCAUGCAUCAAUUUAUCCCCUCGCAUGUCUCACAUUGCGAUCAUUCUCACAAUCAAGAUGCAACGCAUCACGACCACGACCACGACCACAGCCACAACCACAAUCACCAAACCUUCGAUGGCUUUGAUGGCCACCAUGAUAAUCACCUUCCAUUAUCAAAAUCGAGUUCUCAUGCAGCAGCCAAUCAAGGAAACAGUGCGAUGACGGAAUCUACACCACUUCUCGCUUCACAUGUCGGAGAAAAUGGAAAGCAUUCAAUAGAAGGUCUUGCACCACCAAAAGAUUCUCAGCCAAGCAAUCGCCGCCAAUCCCAUAAUCUAACCAGGCGACCAUCGCUCAUGGUAGUUCAUGACAGGGUGAUGUCUUUUGUAAAGGAUAGGAAGGCCAAUUGUGAUGAGAGUGGACCGUGUUUUGGGUAUUCCGACCUUUGUGGGCGAGAAUGCUUAAAAACCCCCAUGAAUACAAAAGUUCCUUAUUCGGCGCGAACUCCCACAGGCACCUUGUCAACCCGAUCUCAUUCUUUCACAUUGCCAGAAGAAGGAGAAGAGGCUCCCGAUAAUUCAGCACAAUUACGUAGGGCUAUUUCCGAAACAGAAAUUCCCAGUUGUCAUGACUCUGACAUUGAAGCUCAACAACAUCAUCACCAUGUUCCCGAAAAUGCAUUUAUGGAUAUUGGUCUUCAAACAAGUAUAGCUAUUGGAUUGCAUAAAUUACCCGAAGGUUUUAUUACAUUUGCUACAAAUCACGCAAAUCCCGAACUUGGAGUUUCUGUCUUUUUAGCUUUACUUGUUCAUAACAUCACUGAGGGAUUUGCAAUGGCUCUACCAUUAUACCUAGCACUUGGUAGCCGACCACGAGCUAUCUUCUGGAGUUCUUUCCUCGGAGGUGUGUCACAGCCAGCCGGUGCCGCAAUUGCAGCCGCAUGGUUUUCAAUUGCUGGACGGGAAGGUCAUGCGCCUAAUAUUGUAGCUUAUGGAUGUAUGUUUGGUAUCACCGGGGGUAUCAUGGCUAGUGUCGCAUUGCAUCUGUUUGCGGAGUGCCUGGGUCUGAAUCACAAUAGAAGUUUGUGCAUUUCUUUUGCAUUUGUUGGCAUGGCGUUAAUGGGUAUGAGCAACGCUCUUACCUCUCGAUAA
Botrytis fragariae is the source of this 1467-nucleotide messenger RNA. RefSeq names its product putative zip zinc transporter protein. The coding region runs from base 1 to 1467 and encodes 488 amino acids. The record is from RefSeq and is a predicted model, not a curated record. Gene Ontology annotation, cellular component: membrane. Gene Ontology annotation, molecular function: zinc ion transmembrane transporter activity. Gene Ontology annotation, biological process: zinc ion transmembrane transport. NCBI's taxonomy places the organism in Eukaryota, Fungi, Ascomycota, Leotiomycetes, Helotiales, Sclerotiniaceae. The transcript has 3 exons.